Molecule: messenger RNA, 4480 nt
Organism: Xiphophorus maculatus (southern platyfish)
Lineage: Eukaryota; Metazoa; Chordata; Actinopteri; Cyprinodontiformes; Poeciliidae
Gene: pde10a
Product: phosphodiesterase 10A
Exons: 24
Coding region: 434-2920 (828 amino acids)
Biological process (GO): negative regulation of receptor guanylyl cyclase signaling pathway; signal transduction
Molecular function (GO): protein binding; 3',5'-cGMP-stimulated cyclic-nucleotide phosphodiesterase activity
Source: RefSeq, a predicted model, not a curated record
UCCCUUCCCUCUGUGGCUCUGCGCUGACGGCUGCGCUCUGCUCAGUCUGCCGCUGCACAUCCACCGCGGAGCCACCACGCCGCUGAGGCGGACUGAUCGUAGCUGAGCUCGGCCAGCGGUGCUGGGUCAAAGCGCUGCUGCUGCAGGAGGAGGAGGAGGAGGAGGAGGAGGGGGGAGGGGAGCGGCAGCACACUUCUCUUCUUUCCCCCCUCCUGAAACCUUGCACAGCUUCAAGGAUUCAGGACAUCAUCACCUCACCGCGUCCUGGAAUAGUUUUUUGUUGCUGUUUUCUGUCCAUUUUUUCCCCUUUUUUCUUUCUCUUUUUCUUUUUUCUUUUUAAUUUUUGUGCUCCAGAAGACGCACAAAGUUGCAGCUGCAGAGGCGCACUUUUCUCCGAGGCUCUUCUCCUCCUUUCUGCGCUCAUAAAUCCGACAUGGAAGAUGGUCCGUCUUCAACAAGCUGUUUCAGAAGGUUAACGGACUGUUUCCUGGGUGCAAAACACGAUGGAAGAGAGAAGGCCAGUACAAGUGAGAGGAAAGAAAGUCAGGAAGCAGAAGACAGAGAGCGUGACAAUGAUGGAAAAAGAGAGAAACAGACCGUACAUGAUGAUGACCAAGGCUUGACAGAUGAAAAAGUGAAGGCCUACCUCUCGCUGCACCCGCAGAUGCUGGACGAAUUUGUGUUGGAGAGUGUGAGUGCUGAGACGUUAGACAGAUGGCUGAAGAGGAAGACCAGCAGCAGGCCUGCAGAUGGCACAUCGACUAAAGAAGUCAGCAGGUACCAGGACACAAACAUGCAGGGUGUGGUGUAUGAACUGAACAGCUUCAUGGAGCAGCGGCUGGACAUUGGAGGAGAUAACAAACUUCUGCUCUAUGAGUUGUCCAACAUAAUCAAAACAGCAACAAAAGCUGAUAGUUUUGCACUUUAUUUCUUGGGAGAAUGCAACAAUAGUUUAUGUUUAUACACUCCAAGGGGGGCCAAGGAUGGCGGUCCAAGUCUCGUCCCGUCUGGCCCCAUCUCAUACGGGACAACCAUUGCCGCUUACGUUGCCAAGACUCGCAAAACACUGCUAGUGGAGGACAUCAUAGGGGACGAGCGAUUUCCGGACGGCACAGGGCAGGACUCAGGGAUCCAUGUUCACUCUGUCCUGUGUCUCCCCAUCCUCACUGCCAUUGGGGACCUCAUCGCCAUCCUGGAGCUACAUCGGCACUGGGGCAGGGAUCCUUUCAACCUAAGACACCAAGAGGUUGCAACAGCAAAUUUAGCUUGGGCAUCUGUUGCCAUUCAUCAAGUACAGAUGUGCAGAGGCCUUGCCAAACAGACUGAGCUUAAUGACUUCCUACUAGAUGUGUCAAAAACAUACUUUGAUAACAUUGUGGCAAUAGAUUCUCUACUUGAACAUAUUAUGAUAUAUGCAAAAAACCUGGUGAAUGCAGACAGAUGUGCGCUCUUCCAGGUAGAUCACAGCAACAAAGAACUGUACUCCGACCUGUUCGACAUCGGGGAGGAGAAGGAAGGCAAACCUGUGUUUAGGAAAACAAAAGAAAUAAGGUUUUCCAUAGACAAAGGAAUAGCUGGCCAAGUAGCUCGGACAGGGGAAGUCUUAAAUAUCCCAGAUGCCUAUGCAGACCCACGGUUCAACCGAGAGGUAGACCUCAAAACUGGCUACACCACACGGAACAUCCUGUGCAUGCCCAUUGUGAGCAGGGGGACCGUUAUCGGUGUGGUGCAGAUGGUGAACAAGCUAAGCGGAAGUGCCUUCACUAACACCGAUGAGAACAACUUUAAGAUGUUUGCUGUCUUUUGUGCUCUGGCCUUACACUGUGCAAAUAUGUACCACAGGAUCCGGCACUCUGAAUGCAUCUACAGAGUGACGAUGGAAAAGCUGUCCUAUCACAGCAUCUGCACGUCAGAGGAGUGGAAGACCCUCACCCAGCUCAACCUUCCUGAACCCAUUUACAAAGAAAUUGAAACGUUCCAGUUUGACAUCAGUCCCUUUGAGGAGAUUUGGCCGGCCGUCUUCAUCUACAUGGUUCACAGCUCCUGUGGAAAGUCCAGCUUUGAGCUGGAGAAGCUCUGCAGAUUCACCAUGUCAGUGCGGAAAAACUACCGCCGUGUGCCCUACCACAACUGGAAGCACGCGGUCACAGUGGCACACUGCAUGUUCGUCAUCCUGCAGAAAACCACUGGGAUCUUCACAGAGCUAGAGAAGAAGGGUUUGUUGGUAGCCUGUCUAUGUCACGAUCUGGACCAUCGAGGUUACAGCAACACAUACCUGCAGAAGUUUGACCAUCCACUGGCUGCUCUGUACUCCACCUCCACCAUGGAGCAGCACCACUUCUCCCAGACUGUCUCCAUCCUGCAGCUGGAAGGGCACAAUAUUUUCUCCAACCUGAAUUCCAGCGAGUACGAGCAGGUGCUGGAGAUCAUCCGGAAGGCCAUCAUCGCCACCGACCUCGCCCUCUACUUCAACAACCACCAGCAGCUGACGGAGCUCCUGGCCACCCAUGGUCUGGACCUGAACAACCAUUCGCACAGGGACCGUGUGAUUGGUCUGAUGAUGACAGCAUGUGACCUGUGUUCUGUUACCAAACGGUGGCAAGUCACACGACUCACAGCUAACGACAUCUAUGCUGAGUUCUGGGCUGAGGGAGAUGAAAUGAAGAAGAUCGGAAUUCAGCCGAUCCCUAUGAUGGACAGAGACAAGAAGGACGAGGUUCCCCAGGGCCAAGUGGGAUUCUACAACAGUGUGGCAAUUCCAUGCUACACGACACUUUCAGAGCUUUUCCCUCCAUCUCAUCCACUCCUAAAUGCCUGCAAGGAGAACCUGAAUCAUUGGGAGCAGAUAGUUCGUGGGGAGGUGGAGGAUGUUCUGCCCACCCGGCCCAGUGAAUCAGGCCCCGUCAAGGUGGACAACUGACUACCAAAGGGGUCUCUGACCCAACAAAGGAACAUACGAACUGAAUCCUGCCACGGUCCUGGACAUUUCACGAGGGAGAGUGGGGACAGGGUGGAGGAAGAAGGGAGGAACCACAGCCUGCGUCUGCAGGAGUUUGACGCGCUGAAAGCGGCUUGACUUUUGAAAAACACACAGUUACCUCAUUGGGUGACGGAGGUGUCCACACUGACGGUUCCACCGAUCCCAGAGACUGACAGACAACAGUCGGGGAGGGAUCUCAGUCCAUCACCCUGGGUCUUCUCAGCUUGGGAAAUCCUAUUUGAUAGAACGGUCUUUGAGUUCUUUCCUGUAUUUUAUUUUUGGUUUUUGUUAUUGUAAUUAUUUUUUUUGGCUUUUUCUUGUCAUUUUCCUUAAUUUGAACUGUUCCUGUUAUGGUCUUGUAUUUGAAGAGGCCUUACUCUAGACCUUCAACAGGCUAGGAUAUGUGAAUUUUGCUUUUCAGUUCAGGCUCCUUUGAGAUGGUACUUUUUGCCUUCUGUGUUGAGUUUAUUGCACGCGCACUACUUCAGCAAGUUAUUCCCAGAGACAGGAGGAAUGUCUAGAGCAGAUGUCUGGUGUAGCGACACCUUAUUCAGAAGCCGGACAUCAGAAUGUGUUUGCAAUUACUUUAUUUUUUUUCUUUUUUAGUAAAUAUCCUUUGCAGUACUUGAAUAAACACAACCUGUUCUAUGCGGAGAUUGCAGAAAUCCCCUAGAAACAUGGAUGAACUGUGAUGUUGACGUUGGUGAACAGUCAUGAGAGAGUCACAUUGUUUAAAGUCUGAGGUGGUCCCUGCAGCUUCUCACCCCUCAGCAUUUAGGAACCAGCUGCACCAACAUCGCUCUGAUCACCAGGAUCCAAACCCUGCUCGUUUAUUUUAAGCCAAGACUGCAUAAUCCAUAAUUGUACUCCCUUCUCCUUUACCGCAUCAUAAAUUACACUUGUGUUCAAACUAAAAGCAGUGUGUUAAAAAAAGUGACUGACUCUCUAAAUUUCUUAUAGCUUUUUUCCCCUCCAUACAAGCAAAUUCAUUGGGAACAUUGUGUAUUUAAUUUAGUAUCAAAAUAUGCAGAAAACGUACCAAAUUUAGAGUCAUUCUACAGAAACAGACAGAAAGAAGAACGUUUAAAACAAAUUAUUUUCUCUAUUAUUCUUUUCUAGAUUGAACACUCUUAAAGGUUUAGAUUUUUCUGAUGUUUAGCUGCGUUUCCAUUGUUUCUGAGAACUUUUUUACAUCUACAUAUGUUGCAUUUAGCCGACCCACUUCUACCACCUGUGAUCAGAUACUCCAAUUAGGCCACAUUCCUCAGUUUUGCACAUUUGAUGUCACUCAAUGAGUUUUCCAUCAGAUGAAGUUCCCAGGUUUUGGACUGUUGGUUAGAAAUCCAAAUGCUGCCCAGUUAGAGCUGUUUUUGUAGUUGUUGUCUUGUUAACGUUUUACCUCCUGGCUUUAUUUAAAUUGCAAACUAAUUGUAAAAUAUAUAAAAUUCUGUUAUUUGUGUCAAAGAGAUUCUAAAUUAAAUAGAGAUUAUUAGUUUGAAU